Messenger RNA from Hyphopichia burtonii NRRL Y-1933, 2248 nucleotides. RefSeq lists its product as uncharacterized. The record is from RefSeq and is a predicted model, not a curated record. Lineage: Eukaryota; Fungi; Ascomycota; Pichiomycetes; Serinales; Debaryomycetaceae. Bases 231 to 1874 code for a protein of 547 amino acids. The transcript has a single exon.
AUAGAAAAAAUCAGACAAAAAAACUCAUAAAGAAAAAAAAAAAACAGGAAAACCAUUGAAAAAUCAAAACAGAAGGAAAUACCUUUUUUAUCACGGUUAUCCAUACAACAAGAUAAGGAAGGCGAUAGCUAAGGAUUGAAAGGUAUCAUUUCCAGUUACAAGCCUGUUCAGAUUUGUUAAUUUUAUUUUAACUGAACUUCCAGUUUUAUAAGUGAGUGAGUAAUUUGAUUAUGGCUGAUAGCAGAAGGUGUCGUCGUUGUAAAAGAAAGAGACUCGACGAUGAACCGUUUGAGGUUCAACAGUAUAAGACAUGUGCCAAAUGUCGGAUCAUUGAACGUACGAAGAAGAAGCUGAGAAAACCAUUGGCGGAAGAGACCAUGAGAUAUGGGUUGAAACAAUUCUAUGAACAGAAUCAGAAUUCCAAUGCCCACGAAGAUAUUUUUUAUAGUGAACAAUUGAAAAAGGAGUUGGAGGCUUUCGAAAGAGCUGCUGCUGCUGAAGGUAGAACUCCAUCUAUAACUUUGGAAUCGGCAAAUCUAGGAAGCACAAUUCCUAAUCGUGCUAAUGGUACUACUUCUGCUAGUAAUAAUAAUGGUGGAUCAACUACUAAUUUCCGUCAAUCAUCAUCUCCAGGUAAUCAUGAUAUGUACCAACAACGAGGAGGAGCCGGACAACAAUUUUCUCUCUAUCAAGGACCAAACGGAGGUAAUUCGAGCAAUUCAAUUCCAACAAUGAAUUCGUAUUCUGGUUCAAUACCAACUCCUUCUACUUUCAAUCACCAUAAUCCGAAUAAGAUUGUUAAGAAUGGAUUACCUCGACAUAUAUCUACAAGACCCCAUCCUGAAUUACAUCAAUAUCGCUCAUCUUCGCAAUCAAUUCAAACGAGUAAUCAACCGCGUCAAUAUCCAACCAGUGAACAACAAGCCACUAUUAAAAGAAUUAAAAUGAAUACUCCGUAUAUUUGUGAAUUAUGUGAUGAUGAUCUUAAACCAAAAGAUGAAAUUAAUGAAGUCUAUCGAUUAUGUCAUGAAUGUUUUAAAAACCCUUUUGCCAAAGAGAAUGUUUAUGAAUCCUUUAAUGAAUAUAUGUCUCAUAUAGCUGAAUUUAAUGGUCAGGAAGAUUUAAAUGAUUUAAAUUUCAUUUGUGAAUUAAAUCCCCGUUUUAUCGAUCAUUUGGAUUAUCAAAAACCAAUUAGUAGUGAAACUAUCUUCAGAGAAUUCUUAUUAGAUUCAUUGAGAAAUAUUUAUUUGAAUCCUCUUAUGGGUAUAAUUAACAAUGUUACUUUCAAUCAAGUAAAGACGAAUGUUAAUGAAUAUAUUCCAACAUCACCAACAGUCAAUAAAUACACUAAGAAGAAUCAAUAUAAAUCAACUAAUCCAAUCAAAGCCAAUUAUAAAGAAUCUGAUUCCGAUCAAGAUAAAAAUAUUUCCUCCAUUUCAAUGAUUUACAAUAUUGCUAACAACUUAUUGAUUAUUAAAUUGAAUCAUAAAUUUCAUUUCCAAAAAAUCGAUUAUUCAGUUGAUCUAUUAAAGAAAAUCAAUUCUUUAAUACUUGGUAAUGAUAAGUUAAACUAUACCGAUAGUGCUAUUGAGCUAUACCAAUAUUUGAAAAAUGAUGAACAAUUUGGGGAUUUCAUUAAAAAAGUUCCUUUGAUCCAAUUCAAAAAAGAUUUCCCUACUUUUGAAAAAACUCUUGAGACAAUCAAAUCAAACGAAGAGUUAGUCAAUGCUGACUUGAACGAUAUCAUUACAACUAACUCUGAACUUCAAAAAAAUCCAACCGACUCCUCUGAUCUUCCUUCCAAAAUGGAGGAUGGAACCUCCUUUCGUCCAAUGGAAGAAUCAAAAGAAGUCGAUCCUGUUUUCGAUCAAUGAUUUUGCUUCUUCUCUCAUGUACAAUAUAUAUAUUUUGAUGUAUUUCUACCAUGAUAAACCACCAUCUUCCCCGUAUCUUUGUAUCAUAAUUGUUGUUCCCGUAUAAGUUAUUAUUAGAAUCAUGCGUGUCUAACUUCUUGACGGCCAACAGAAACCUACUUAAGCUCUAUCUAGCCUCCAAUGGCGAACUACAGACCAAAGCCAAGACCAACACCGCACCGUGAUUACAUUCUAAGCUUCAAGUAUACCGUUCAGUUCCUACUUUAAAGCUUUUCAAGGGUUUAAACACGUAUUUAUCGCAGCCUCCUUCAAAAGAAAAAUCACCUAUUUCAAGCUGAGCACACACAAAAAAAAAAAAAAAAAAAAAAAAAAAA